Molecule: messenger RNA, 1083 nt
Organism: Prorocentrum cordatum
Lineage: Eukaryota; Dinophyceae; Prorocentrales; Prorocentraceae
Source: the annotation of a GenBank genome assembly
CCAUUUUGGCUCACGCCCUCUUGGCUCAGCACCAGCAUCGUUCGACUAGGGCGCGUCGCCGUGCCCCAGCUCCGCCGCGCUCCGCCGAACGAGGCGAUGGUCCACUCGAGCGUGGUCGAGCCCGCGGCCAAGAGGGCCAAGACCACCGACCUGGCCGCGCUCCGCGCGUUCACCUACGGGGAGCCCAAGGUCAUCGCCGAGAUCGGCUGCAACCACCGGGGCGAGAUCGAGACCGCGAAGGAGCUGCUCACGCUCGCGAAGGAGGCGGGCGCGACAGUGGGCAAGUUCCAGAAGCGGUGCCCCAGAGAGCUGCUGACGCCAGACCAGUACAACGCGCCCCACCCGAACCCGCAGAACUCCUUCGGCUCGACCUACGGGGAGCACCGCGAGUUUCUCGAGCUGAGCCUCGACGACCAUCGCGAGCUGCAGAAGCACUGCCAGUCGAUCGGCAUCGAGUACUCUUGCUCCACCUGGGACCUCACCUCCGCAAAAGAGAUCGUACAGCUGAACCCAUGUUUGAUUAAGGUUGGAUCUCCGUCCAACAUGCAUUGGGACAUGAUGGAGUAUCUUCGCGACCACUAUGCUGGGGAGGUCCACAUUUCCACAGGCAUGACCACCAAGGACGAGAUCGAGCAGAUCGUUAAGUUCUGGGAGGUAGGCGGCCACGCCGCGAACCGCGUCGUGCUGUACAAUUGCACCUCUGGAUACCCCGUGCCGUUCAAGGACGUCUGCCUGCUCGACAUCCGGCUGCUGCAGGAAAAGUACCAGCACCGCGUCAAGUGCAUCGGCUUUUCGGGGCACCACCUGGGCAUUGCCAUAGACGUUGCGGCAUACGCGAUGGGCGCGCAGUGGAUCGAGCGCCACUUCACCAAGGACCGCACCUGGAAGGGCACCGACCACGCCGCCUCCCUGGAGCCCGCCGGUCUCACGAAGCUCGUCCGCGAUCUCGACGCCUGCUACACCGCCUGCACCUACAAGGAGACCGACAUCUUGCCGCUGGAGUCGGAGCAGCGUGCGAAGCUGAAGUGGGGCCUGUACAAUAAGGAUAUCGUGGCCAAGCUGAAAGAUCGCCGCCCCAUCUAG